CAUUUUAACUGAUGGACAACGAUAAAUAAAUUACUAUAAAUAGUUAUCGUUGCAUGUUACAAAUGUUUUUAUAUAAAUAUCGUACAACAAUAAAUAACAUUUUCUUGAUUUUGCGCCUCGCGCGCUACAGUGCAAGUCAUUGAGGGGCAAAAUAAGCUGGUAGCUGUAGUUGUCAAUGUUAUCCGAGCGAGGGCGAAGGUGUACGACCCGUGUUGUAACUUGUCAAUAAAGUUUUGGUUGCCCUUGUAGCGCAUAAUGUUGGGGAGAUCCUGUUCUUCAGCUGUCAGUUGAAUUGUCCGGAGUUUAUUUGCGUGAAAUCAUGCUGUGCGUCCUGACCAGAACUGCGACAAGGACGGGGCUGGUGAAGCCAUGCCGUCUGCUAAGUCCACUGCCGGUUGUCCACAUUUCGGAGCGGCCGCUGGUCCAUCAGGAGAGUCUGCCAAAGCUGCCGGUUCCGCCGCUGAAGCAGACGUGCGCGCGGUAUCUGGCCUCGCUCGAGCCGCUGAUCAGCGAGGAGGAGAAGGCGCACACGCGCGAGCUGAUGGACGAGUUCCUGCGGCCCGGCGGCGUCGGAGAGAGACUGCAGAAGAGCCUCGAGCGCCGGGCGCGCAAAACCGACAACUGGCUCUCUGACUGGUGGAUGCAGUCGGCCUACCUGGACUCUCGAAUGCCUGUGGCGAUGUACACAAGCCCAGGGGUCGUUUUACCCAGAAUGUACUUCCAAGAUCGUCAGGGACAAAUAAGGUUUGCUGCUAAACUCAUUGCUGGGGUUUUGGAUUUUAAAAGCAUGAUUGAUAGUGAAACAUUGCCUGUGGAAUAUCUGGGUGGCAAGCCUUUGUGCAUGGACCAGUAUUACCAGGUGCUGACUUCAUGUCGGAUCCCUGGACCCAAGAGAGACAACGUGGUGAACUACGCUAUUGGAAAGACCGCUCCUACCCACAUCACAGUGGUCCACAACUUUCAGUUCUUUGUUCUGGAUGUGUACAACAGCGAUGGUACACCACUGACUGUAGAUCAGAUUUAUGUUCAGCUGGAAAAGAUCUGGAACUCUUCCCUUCAGACCAAUAAAGAGCCGGUUGGCAUCCUGACCUCCAACCACCGUAACACCUGGGGCAAGGCCUACAACAACCUUAUCAAGGACAAGACAAAUAAGGAGUCAGUGAGGGCAAUCCAGAAGAGCAUCUUCACAGUGUGUCUUGAUGCUCCAGUGCCACGCGUGUCAGAUGAGAUGUACCUUAACAAGGUGGCCGCUCAAAUGCUCCAUGGUGGAGGCAGUCGCUGGAACAGUGGGAACCGCUGGUUUGACAAAACACUGCAGUUUAUAGUUGGGGAGGACGGAUCGUGUGGACUCACUUAUGAACAUGCUCCGGCUGAGGGACCUCCCAUUGUUUUCCUGGUGGACCAUGUUGUUGAUUAUAUGAAAAGAACUGAGAUGGUACGAACUCCCAUGAUUCCACUUCCUAUGCCACAAAAGCUUCGAUUCAACAUCACACCAGAAAUCAAGAAGGACAUUGAGAAAGCCAAACAGAACAUGAACAUAAUGGUGCAUGAACUGGACGUUCGAGUGCUCAACUUCGCACACUAUGGAAGAAAAUUCCCAAAGUCUCAUAAAAUGAGUCCUGACGCAUUCAUCCAAAUGGCUCUUCAGUUGGCCUACUACAGGAUGUAUCAGAUGUGCUGUCCGACCUACGAAAGCGCCUCCUUGCGCAUGUUUAAACUGGGCAGAACUGAAGCCAUUCGAUCCACCACCACAGAAUCGCUCCAGUUCACAAAAGCCAUGGAUGAUCCAUCAAAACAUAAUAGUGAGAAAGCAGCACUGCUCGAAAAGGCCACCAAAGUCCACAGAGAGCACACACACAUGGCCAUCCAUGGGCAGGGUGUAGAGAGGCACAUGCUGGGUCUAAAGAUGGUGGCUAUUGAAGAUCUGACGUCUUUACCUGAGAUCUUCAUGGACACAUCGUUCGCUGUGGCUUCACAUUUUAAUCUCUGCACAAGUCAGGUUGGAUCAAAGACAGACUGUGUUAUGUGUUUUGGACCCAUGGUUCCUGAUGGUUACGGUGUCUGCUACAACCCCAUGGAUGACCAUAUCAACUUCGCUGUGACUGCCUUCAACAGCUGCGAGGAGACAAACGCCACGAAACUGUCACAGUUUCUAGAGGACUCGCUUCUGGACAUGAAGACUCUUCUGGAGCAGGUGUCUAAGACCCAGUGAGUGACAGCAUUUCAUCAAUGGCAAAAGAAACCCUCACGGAAGCCCUGAGACACUUUCAGACUGGAGGCUUUUACCACUUUUGGUAUCAUUAACUUGACAUAUAUUUGCCUUAUAUUGGUAUUCCAUAUCUUUAAGGUCACGCGUGUGAUUUGUUUCAUUAUGCAGACUAUAAAUAACUAAGAACAACAUUCUUAGGUUAAUUCCUUUGCAAAGUGUAAACAUUGUGACUAUGUGGAGCUUUUAAAACUUUGAUUUGUUUGUUUGAGCAACCUGACAAGCCUGACUCAAUAGCAUGAAUUUGAGGCUGAACUAUCUCCAACUGCUGGACAUCAGAAAACCAGUUUGAAAACCGUCUUUAUUUUCGCAGGGUAUUUAGUGGCACAGAAAUUACACACUUCAGCUUUCAGUAAAGUGACUAUGGACUAAGAGGAUGCUACAGACAUAAAAAAAGACAGCCAGAAACAAACUCAUUCUGUUUUAAUUUCAGUUUCAACUGUAAAAAAUGUUAAGCGUGAGAAGGCUCUUGAUAUUAUACAGUGCCAUAUCAUGGUAAACCCAAAAUAUCCUGUUUUUUUUACAUGUACGCUAGGGUAUGUGUUCAGUGACACAAAUUUCAGCUUCAGCACAGUUCGUUCAUAUUGUACAAGUGCAGUCCGUUUUCUUUUUGUACUAAUUAGUUUGCCACAAGGUGGCAACACUGGCCUGGGCCUGUUUCACAAUCAGAAAAGAAACGGAGGAGACAGAACAAGAACAAGAAUGAUGACAACAAACUGCUGAAGAUGGUAAAAACAAUAUUCACCCGUAUUAACAAGCAAUUGUGUGAGGCGAUUAAAAGAUACUCGAAAAUCAAGUUUAAGUGAGUAAAAAGACUUUUUACGUUUAAGAAUUUUUAUCUCUCAUAACUUUUGGAGAGAAAAGGCGCAGACACUGGACAAGGAUCAAUGUUUUUAGUGUUGAGUGCCUGUGUUCAUGCAUGCUACGUGUAAAAAAAAAAAAUAGUAUACUUAUAAAAAUUAUAUGGUAGUUUCACAAAUGGUAAGUUGGACUGUUACGCUAAACUCAGAGCCAUAUGGACUGUUCUAAAUCAGUAAAAUAUCAGAAAAAUAUUACGAUUGUUAUUUAUUUUGUGCUGAUAGAUUAGCAGUAGACUUGACACAUUAUUGUCAGUUUACAUAGAUUAACUCAUUCUCAUUUCAAUAAAUAUACAGAAGCACUUAUAAACAGUAAAUUGUAUGAUUUUUGUUUUUAAAUAUGAAAAAGAAUUAUGUGAUUUGAUUAUAUGAUAUCUUUGAUAUACAGUUAAUAAAUCCUAUCUUCAGUUCUGA
Onychostoma macrolepis is the source of this 3537-nucleotide messenger RNA. Its product is annotated as Carnitine O-acetyltransferase-like. Gene Ontology annotation, biological process: carnitine metabolic process, CoA-linked. The record is from RefSeq and is a predicted model, not a curated record. Gene Ontology annotation, cellular component: peroxisome. NCBI's taxonomy places the organism in Eukaryota, Metazoa, Chordata, Actinopteri, Cypriniformes, Cyprinidae. The transcript has 14 exons. Gene Ontology annotation, molecular function: carnitine O-acetyltransferase activity. The coding region runs from base 320 to 2212 and encodes 630 amino acids.